Molecule: messenger RNA, 1104 nt
Organism: Panicum hallii
Lineage: Eukaryota; Viridiplantae; Streptophyta; Magnoliopsida; Poales; Poaceae
Product: chlorophyll a-b binding protein 5, chloroplastic
Exons: 2
Coding region: 86-871 (261 amino acids)
Biological process (GO): response to light stimulus; photosynthesis, light harvesting in photosystem I
Cellular component (GO): chloroplast envelope; chloroplast thylakoid membrane; plastoglobule
Source: RefSeq, a predicted model, not a curated record
GCCAUUCCCAUCCACCACCACUCAGCCGAACAUUCUCACUGUGACCAGCGCGCGCGUCGUGCUCGCCGGACACGCAGAGUUGAAGAUGGCCGCGUCGGCGCUCCACCAGACCACCAGCUUCCUCGGGCAGGCCCUGGUCUCCCGCCCCGCCGGCGGCGCCGAUGCCGGCGGCCGCAUCACCAUGCGCCGCACCGUCAAGAGCGCUCCCCAGAGCAUCUGGUACGGCCCUGACCGCCCCAAGUACCUCGGCCCGUUCUCCGAGCAGACGCCGUCGUACCUGACCGGCGAGUUCCCCGGCGACUACGGGUGGGACACCGCGGGGCUCUCCGCCGACCCGGAGACGUUCGCGCGCAACCGCGAGCUGGAGGUGAUCCACUCCCGGUGGGCGAUGCUGGGCGCGCUGGGGUGCGUGUUCCCGGAGAUCCUGGCCAAGAACGGCGUCAAGUUCGGCGAGGCCGUGUGGUUCAAGGCCGGCGCGCAGAUCUUCUCGGAGGGCGGGCUGGACUACCUGGGGAACCCUAACCUGGUGCACGCGCAGAGCAUCCUGGCCAUCUGGGCGUGCCAGGUGGUGCUCAUGGGCUUCGUGGAGGGCUACCGCGUCGGCGGCGGGCCGCUCGGCGAGGGGCUCGACAAGGUGUACCCCGGCGGCGCCUUCGACCCGCUGGGCCUCGCCGACGACCCGGACACCGCCGCGGAGCUCAAGGUGAAGGAGCUCAAGAACGGCCGCCUCGCCAUGUUCUCCAUGUUCGGGUUCUUCGUGCAGGCCAUCGUCACCGGCAAGGGCCCCAUCGAGAACCUCUUCGACCACGUCGCCGACCCCGUCGCCAACAACGCCUGGGCCUACGCCACCAACUUCGUCCCCGGCAACUGAAUGCGCUCCGCUCCGCUCUGCUUGUCGAGUGCAGUAGGCGUGUAGUAGUUGCACGCGCCGGCGUAUGCUCUGUGUGCUCGUCAGAUUCAGAUCAGAUCAGAUCAGCAGCUGCCUCUGCCUGCACGUGAUGUAAAAUUGUAAACUACGCACAGAGAUGCGGCAUGUGUCAGAUCAAUGGUGUCCGUGUACCAUUCAUACUUGGGUCCAACGAUGUCCUUGUGCACUUCAGAUCA